Molecule: messenger RNA, 915 nt
Organism: Hyphopichia burtonii NRRL Y-1933
Lineage: Eukaryota; Fungi; Ascomycota; Pichiomycetes; Serinales; Debaryomycetaceae
Product: 6-phosphofructo-2-kinase
Exons: 1
Coding region: 1-915 (304 amino acids)
Biological process (GO): fructose 2,6-bisphosphate metabolic process; fructose metabolic process
Cellular component (GO): cytosol
Molecular function (GO): 6-phosphofructo-2-kinase activity; ATP binding
Source: RefSeq, a predicted model, not a curated record
AUGAAGACGGUCAAUUCGUCUACUUCGAUAUCUUCCCUUUUUGAUAGACCCAAUAUCACGGUUAAUACUAAUACUAGUAAUACCACUACAUUAACUACGCCAAUAAUAUCAGCGGUUUCUCUUAAUCAGCAUUUUCAACCAGAUGAUUUAUACCGGGUUAAUGAAUUAAUAAAUCAUAAGUUGAAUAAUAAAACGAUUGUUUUAUUAGUUGGGUUACCGGCAUGUGGUAAAUCAACUAUAUCAAAACAGUUGGCCAAUUACUUACAAUCAAAUAAUUACAACUCAAAAAUUUAUAACGCUGGUAAUAUCCGUCGUAAUCAAAAGCAUAAUAAUUUUACUAAUUCUGAUUUUUUCAAUCCAAAUAAUGAAGAAGCUAAAAAUGAACGAGAAAAUUUUGCUACUAUAACAAUGAAUAAUUUGUUAAAUGAUUUACAAGAGAAUAAAAUUAAUGUUGGAUUUUUAGAUGCAACCAAUACUACUAUUGAAAGAAGAUCAAGAAUGAUUAAUCUUAUUAAAGAAUCAGGUAUUUCGGCUAAUAUCAUCGUUUUCGAUAUUCAAUGUAAUGAUGAUCGUUUAAUUAAUUUUAAUAUUAGCGGUAAAGCUUUCAAUCCUGAUUACGUGGGUAAAGAUUAUUCUUCUUCUAUAAAUGAUUUUAAACAACGUACUAAACAUUAUUUUAAGGUUUAUGAACCAAUUUCUUCAAGUGAAUUAUCUAAAUAUUCUCUGAUUUGUUGUUACUUUAAAUUGGUUAAUGGUGGUAAAUCGCAUCAAAUUGUUUAUCCAAAUACAAAAGGUUUGGAAAUCAAUCAUUUUUCAAAUGAUAUAACUACAUUAAUUGGUUCUUUUGUUUCAAAUUAUUCUUUACUUCAUGGUGAUCGUUAUUUUGAAGCGGUCAACGCUUUUUACGAAAAAUAA